Molecule: messenger RNA, 1596 nt
Organism: Suillus fuscotomentosus
Lineage: Eukaryota; Fungi; Basidiomycota; Agaricomycetes; Boletales; Suillaceae
Exons: 5
Coding region: 1-1596 (531 amino acids)
Source: RefSeq, a predicted model, not a curated record
AUGAGGACGAGGAUUUGCAGGUUCAGGAACAGGAGGGGCCCUCAUAUUCCCGCUCGUCAAGUUCAACUUGAUCGGAACUCUGCGCCUGAAUUUGUACUUCCUCUUCCUCCUGGUGAUGUACCGCCAGGGCACGAGCCUUCCCAGGAACUAGUUUACCCGCCUGCUUGGGAUGCCCAACAACCAGGACCUUCCAAUGGGGCAUCCCAACCCAUCACUCCCGCACGACAGCCUUUCUACAGUUUAAAUACACCACCUCGCCAAACCAAUGUUCCCCUCUAUCUGCAGCAAAGUCCGUCACUUGCUAAGAACCUCGAGCCUGUCACUCGAUUCCUUGUCGAAAAAGCAGGGCGGCCUCUUAACGAAUUCGAGGCAGCUGGCAUAGUGGACUACAUUCAAAAGAACGUACAAGCAGACAAGCCGGAACCCUUCCGAUUCUCGACAUCUCCGUCGCGUGGAUCCCCUCCUAACCUUGGGCUCGGGACAUCAAAUAGUGUAUCAAGUGAUACACACGCUCCGAAAAAGAUACUUUCACGCAAUCCCAAUGGCGUAUUACGCUGGCAGGGUGCGGGUAGCGCAUGCCCACGAAACCGUUAUCGAUCGCCUGGGUUUGGAUCUCGGCCUCAAGGCCCUCGUAUCGAGCUAUCUCCCAUACGGACACCUUCUGCAACUGAUGCAAAACGUCGCCGUGUGGGCAAUGAAGCCGAGUCUUCGACUGCACAGAAAUCUGCGCCCCCAUCGUCGAUGUCUAGCAUCGGUUUUCCGACCUCAAACACUACUUCUCCAACCCGUUCUACACCUGCAAUCAAUGAGAAAACUCUAGUUCCACCAGUGUAUGCACCGACAUUGGCUCCGGCAGCUGUUGUUACGCCAAAGGUGAACGGAGCAGCUACGCCUCGUUUACGCACUGCGGGUCUUUCUGUAAAACCCACGACCCCGGUUGUACCCUCACCUUUACGACAAACGUGGAAGCAGAAUGAUUCACCGCCACAACCUCCAGCACGACCCACGCGUGCUGCAAACUAUAUGACGGGGCUCAUUAAGGAAGUCACCCCCCUCAAGAAACCUGACGAGCCUCCCACGAGACGCUUGCGCCCGCCAGCAGAGAAAAAAGAGAAACAGCAGAAGGAGCCAGAAGUCACCGCGCAGGCGAUUAUUGAAGCCAUAGUGCCGAAGGGAAGUAAGCGCGCAAGGCCUCCGCCAGAUAUGGAGAGGCCAGAGAAACCGACUCGCGAAGCUCAGGACACAUAUAUCCCGAAGACCAAUGGUCAUAGCGCAAAGCCAAUGGUUACUGCCGGAGAAGUCUCAGACCAGGACGAAAGUCCUACAAAGAAGCAAAAGACCGCGAAACCUACUCCCGUCGUGCUUUCCGUGGAAGAGGCGGAGGGUGUUGAGAUGGUUCAGCACAAAUCUUCAGUCUUUACGCGGCCUGCCGAGAUUGUCGUCGAAGAUACCCCUUCGUCACUCACUACGCCGAGCCCUACACCGUUCUCGCAUACUCCAUCUCUGGCCUUGCCGAUGAAGACUGCAUUUGGAGCCAAACCAAUGUCUGAGGUGCCCGCUACCGAAUUCAUUCACCGCCAAGAGAUAACGAAUUGA